AUGGGAUGGAAGGGGAAUUGCGGUUGCGGUUGGAAUGUGAGCGCGGAGGGGGAGGGGAGGAAUGUGAGCGAGGAGGGGGAGGAGAGGAAUGUGAGUGAGGAGGGGGAGGAGAGAAAUGUGAGCGCGGAGGGGGAGGGGAGGAAUGUGAGCGAGGAGGGGGAGGAGAGGAAUGUGAGCGAGGAGGGGGAGGAGAGGAAUGUGAGCGCGGAGUGGGAGGGGAGGAAUGUGAGCGCGGAGGGGAGGGAAGGGAAUGUGAGCGCGGAGACGAGGAAUGUGAGCGCGGAAGGGGAGGGGAGGAAUGUGAGCGCGGAAGGGGAGGGGAGGAAUGUGAGCGCGCAGGGGAGGAAAUGUGAGCGCGGAUGGGGAGGGGAGGAAUGUGAGGGCGGAGGGGAGGAAUGUGAGCGCGGAGGGGAGGAAUGUGAAGUUGCGGGGGGGAGGAAUGUGAGCGCGGUGAGGGAGGGGAGGAAUGUGAGCGCGGUGAGGGAGGGGAGGAAUGUGAGCGCGGAGGAGAGGAAUGUGAGCGAGGAGGGGAUGAAUGUGAGUGCGGAGGGGAGGAAAUGUGAGCGCGGAGUGGGAGGGGAGGAAUGUGAGCGCGGAGGGGAGGGAAGGGAAUGUGAGCGCGGAGACGAGGAAUGUGAGCGCGGAAGGGGAGGGGAGGAAUGUGAGCGCGCAGGGGAGGAAAUGCUGUGGAGAGGCGUGGUGCGGCGCGGCGACACGGUGGUGGACGCGACGUGCGGCAACGGGCACGACAGCAUGGCCAUGGCUGCUCUCGCCCUCGCCCCCGCGCCACCCAGCGAUGGCGAGGCAGGGAGCGCAGGGGAGGAGGUGCGGGGGCGAGUGGUGGCCAUGGACAUACAGGAGGAGGCCGUCAGCAGAACCCAUCGCCUGCUGGCAGCUGGCCUGUCAGACGCGCAGAUGGCUCACGUGCACACGGUGUGUGCAUGCCACUCCACGCUGCUCCACCAUGUCGCUCCUGGCUCUGCACGUCUGGUGGCGUUCAACCUUGGUUACCUGCCUCGGGCCCACCACGCUCCUCCCACCACCGUUCCCUCUCCUACCUUCGGCCCGGAGGGCAUCACGACACAGCCGGGCAGCACGGUGGCAGCGCUGCAGGCAGCCGUGGCAGCCACAGCUGUGGGCGGCGUAGUCAGUGUCAUGGCCUAUGUGGGCCACCCAGGGGGCAGGGAGGAGUACGACGCUGUUGUGGAGGUGGCAGCGUCUCUGCCCGCUGACUCUUGGCCUCUCGUGCCCACUCGAGCCUCCACUGCGGGGCAAAUGGUGCGGUGUGCUAUCCCCGCAGAAGCGCGGGGGGAGGGAUUGGCUCGGUGGAGAGUGACAGGAUCCGCGGAUGCAGGUUCAGCCGCACCAGAACACCAGUACUGUACAUACACCUGCCCCUGCGCAGCCCCCUCCUCGUCCUUUCCCCCGCAUCCCACCCAUCCCCAAUGGGGAUUCCUCCCCUCCCCUCUCCAUGCCAUCCAUGCUCCAUCCCGCCCACCCAACGACAUUCCCCUGUUACCCCCCGAUUGGCUGCACGAGCAGUGCCUUGUAACAAAUACAGCCCGGCCCGGCGCUCCCUCUGCGAGCCACAGCCAUACCACCACGCCCCGCUGUGCGCGUGCUGCAACAAACAACGCCCCUCCCCUCCAGCAGUGUCUCGCCUUCCCCCCUGACAGCAAAACGGCCAUCGCAUGUACCUCCCCCUACAAUGCCUACACCAGCACGAUACCUCCCUCCCUUGACUAA
Molecule: messenger RNA, 1746 nt
Organism: Closterium sp. Naga37s-1
Lineage: Eukaryota; Viridiplantae; Streptophyta; Zygnematophyceae; Desmidiales; Closteriaceae
Source: the annotation of a GenBank genome assembly